CUGAUGAGUUGUGUCUAUGCCGAUCGGAGCAAGUUUCGCGCGUAAAAGUUCACGUUCACGACGUGCUUGAACAAUUCUUAAUUAAAGGUGUAUGGUCUGUGUCUUUCAGUAAUUUGUGUUCCGUUGGAAUGUACACCACCUAGCGCCUGCAAAGCCUAGCCCAAAAAUGUGAAGCGCGCACGCACAUGAUUUCAAUAGCAAAUUUCACGCACACAUCGAUAAAUCAGGAGCCAAUCACAUACAAAAAUGAGACGCACACACGUGACGUUUUCGUUGAUUUUGACACAAACACGACGUUCCCAAAUUUUACUGAAUACGCCGAGAUUCCAUAUUACAUAAAAGCGACAUCUAUGACAUUUUGUAUUGUCAUAAUGUGUUUAGGUGUUAUUGGCAAUGUAAUGGUGCCGAUUGUGAUUCUGAAGACGAAGGAUAUGCGGAAUUCUACAAACAUUUUCCUGGUGAAUCUGAGUAUUGCUGAUCUCAUGGUGUUGCUAGUGUGUACACCUACUGUCCUGGUGGAAGUCAACUCGAAGGCGGAGACAUGGGUGCUUGGCAAGGAGCUAUGCCUAGCGGUACCAUUCGUGGAGCUAACGGUUGCGCACGCGUCGGUCCUGACGAUUCUCGCGAUAAGCUUCGAGCGGUAUUACGCUAUUUGCGAGCCUCUACGCGCUGGAUACGUCUGUACGAAGACUAGAGCAACACUCAUCUGCGCACUGGCAUGGUUCUUUGCCGCUUUGUUUACGAGUCCGAUAUUGGCCAUAGCUGAACUUCACUCCGUAACAAGAGAAGAUGGUACCGUCCAGCAAUGCCUGACUCAAGCCGUCACUGUUUGGGAAAUCACGUUCUUCGUGAUGGUCAUAAUUCUCUUAUAUAUACUUCCUCUCAUUAUUCUUAUAAUUCUUUAUACGGUUAUAGCUAAGAAUUUAAUAUCUGCUGCCUCCAAGGUCGUGAUGAACAAAACUGUAGAUCCUUACAAUGUCAGAGCCAGAAAACAAGUUAUUUUAAUGUUGGGAACUGUAGUGCUUUGUUUCUUUCUCUGCCUAAUGCCAUAUAGAGUUCUCGCUCUGUGGAUAAUAAUCACACCAUCUGAGUUGUCAGAUAAUAUAAGUCCUGAGAAAUGGUACAACUUGUUAUAUUUUUCUAGAAUAAUGCUGUACAUAAAUUCCGCGAUAAAUCCAAUACUGUAUAAUUUGAUGUCUUCGAAAUUUCGUGUCGGCUUCUGCAAAGUAUGCAUAUGUUAUAAAAGGGCAACGGACAGAAAUCAGAAUAGGCGAGUGCAGCGAACAGUGACAAAUGGAUCAACGACAAGCAGCAGCUUAUCUAGAACGACAAAUAGCUUGAAAAAACUGUUUACACACCGGACUAGUUUCGAUAAAAGCGAAACGGAGGCGGAGAAGGAAAGCAAAGACGUCGCAAGACAUAAUUUCUUCGCCAUAUUUACAAGUAAGAGAUUUAUAAGGCAGCAGUCAGCUCCGGUGUGCGAGUCUAAACCGAAAAUAAACAGAAUGCGUAGCGAAGGUAAUAUGACGGAAGUAGAGAAUAUAUUGCCUCUAGAUAGGCCUGGAGAUAGAGACACUCCGAGAUUUAUCGGUCAUUCCAAUGUUAAUACUAAAAAUAGAUUGGAUAUUGAGUUGGAUGGUAAUCGUGAUCAUGGAUCGCUGAGGCGAACGGUCCUGAUAAACAGUGCCAAGGCGAAGAGUUUGGAAGACAAUAAAAAGUUCGUUGUCUAUCAAAAGAUAAAGGUUGAUUGCGUCGUCGGCUUCAAGUCCAAGAGUGUGGAUUAUGACUUUCCAGAGAGUUUUGUGUGAAUGUGCCACAGAUAAAAUAUGUGCAGUAUUGAAACCCCAAUUUAAAAACUAAGGGUAUUGCCAUAUAAGCCUUUAUUUUAAAGAAUGAUAAUAACAUAAAUUAUUUAAUGUAAAUGCGUGGACUUUGGAGUAUUUUUGAAUUUGUAACAUAAUAAUUAAACAAAGCCAUUUAUGUAACCUUAUUUAACGAGUAUAAUAUAGUAUAAACAUUAAACGU
Messenger RNA from Pieris brassicae (large cabbage white), 2025 nucleotides. RefSeq names its product thyrotropin-releasing hormone receptor (gene ETHR). Gene Ontology annotation, cellular component: plasma membrane. Gene Ontology annotation, molecular function: G protein-coupled receptor activity. Bases 186 to 1808 code for a protein of 540 amino acids. The transcript is spliced from 4 exons. The record is from RefSeq and is a predicted model, not a curated record. Gene Ontology annotation, biological process: G protein-coupled receptor signaling pathway. NCBI's taxonomy places the organism in Eukaryota, Metazoa, Arthropoda, Insecta, Lepidoptera, Pieridae.